This is a messenger RNA of Funneliformis mosseae, 153 nucleotides long. The record is from the annotation of a GenBank genome assembly. Lineage: Eukaryota; Fungi; Glomeromycota; Glomeromycetes; Glomerales; Glomeraceae.
CAAAAGUACAUGUAUUAUCAAAAAAAUGAAACGCAAUUAAUCGUUCUUGAAACGCAAUUAGGUCGUAACGUCGUGGAAGAGCUUGCAGGGGUGCUCUCCCGACGCGAAAACCAUGGAAAAAUUGAUCUAUGCAACGAUCUUUCGAUUUUAUAG